Molecule: messenger RNA, 611 nt
Organism: Caenorhabditis auriculariae
Lineage: Eukaryota; Metazoa; Nematoda; Chromadorea; Rhabditida; Rhabditidae
Source: the annotation of a GenBank genome assembly
AUGGUGCAGUUGGUCCGUUGGCUGAUGCUGAUACCAGCAAACGCCAGGACGGCUAAAGUAAAUCUGAUGGUCCAUAGUCGCGGGAUCGACAUUGCUCAAUUGAUAAGGGUGUGUUUAAAGAAUCUUUAGCCGAUUCACGGCCGGCCAUCAAAAAAGGGUCCUGACACGACAAAAAGAAACCCACAAAAGCCACGCCCCUUUGUCUUGAAAGCUAGACGUGAAUCUGUGGGAAGUUAUUUGAAACUUCAAAAAUGUAAGUUAUGAAAAUUCUUUUGAAGAAUCGGAUCGGAAACUUAAUUCCGAAAAACUUUUACUCGAAUUUUCAAGAAUCUUUCCUCUUUUUAACUGACUCUCUUAUUCAGUACAUUCUCAACACUUUUAUCGUUGAUAAGACAAGGCGCAUGAGUUAUGAGGAGAUCCUCUUCAAUUUUGAUGGUUUUAUCAAAAUUUUCCCCAUUUUUGUUUGGCAAAAUUAAAUUUGUCGAGAAAUUGCUUGGGACGCUCAGGGGGCGUGUCCUGUCUGCGCUCUCCACGAGCCAGGCGCUGUCUCGCGCAUUAUCGUGUCAGGACCCUUUCUCCGAUGGCUCAAGCCAGCCGUGAAUCAGCUAUAA